GCGCGCCGCGGGCAGCAAAAGAGGUAGACGAGGCCGCGAAGGCCCCCGCGGACGCCGGCCGGCGGUUGACGUGUCGGUGGGGAGCGGCGGCGGCAGCCGGGAGCAUCAUGUCGAAGGUCACCUUCAAAGUGACGCUCACCUCGGACCCGCGGCUGCCCUACAAAGUGUUAAGUGUGCCUGAAAGUACGCCUUUCACAGCUGUCUUGAAGUUUGCUGCAGAAGAAUUCAAAGUUCCUGCAGCAACAAGUGCCAUUAUAACAAAUGAUGGUAUAGGAAUAAACCCUGCACAGACAGCAGGAAAUGUAUUUCUAAAGCAUGGUUCAGAUCUACGGAUUAUUCCCAGAGAUCGAGUUGGGAGUUCUUAACAUCUCCUGAAAGAUUUGGAAUAAGUGACAUUGCCAUGCAGAAAAGGUCGAUUUAUUUUGGAACUCCAAAGUGCAACUAAUGAAUUAGCCUUUUUUAAAGCUAGCAAAAAUGACUUCCCAGGAUUUGAUUUUUUUUUUUGAAACAGAGAUAAGGUUUCAUUUUCUUGUUAAAAUGUAUUUACUCAUGCACUGAUUCUUCACUGACCAGUAGAAGAAUGGGCUGAUUGCAUGUUAUGUUCCUGAAAGAAAGAUGGACUUCUCUAUAGGUGUUACUGACACCACAAGGAUAAACACAUAGCCACGAUCAAUAGAUAUUUAAAUUACUGGAUAUUGUUGGGCCUGCUUGUGCAAGGGGACACUGUGUUAUGAUUUUGCUGCAAAGAAAUUGUUCCUACUGAGUGCUAAACCUUUCUCUUUUUUUUCCUUUUUUUUUUUCUAAACUUAUUUCCAUGUUUAGAGGAACAGUUUUCACGUGGUUAAAGUAUUAAGCUCAAAUAGAGGGGAAAUUUCAGGGGUUUGUUACUCAGAUAAGUAAAUAACUGCCAAAUGUUCUAAAGUACAUGUAGAAUUUAAUUGCUGCAAAUAUUUUAGAUAAAGGAGAAAACAGAGGUUUCUGUGCGUUAAAACUUCAUUUGACGUAUUGUGAAGUUAAAUUAAAUGCAAUUUCAGAGAAUUUAUGAGACCUAAUCUCCUCACACGGAAUGCCAUCAGCUGAGAACGAUUGCAGCGUAAUUCGGGAAUGUGUAGGUACUGGUCAAAUAGGUCAUUCCUUUUUCAGUAAACUAAUACUGGUUCUUUCUGAAAGUCUUGUUUUGUUACUGCGUGUUACGUGGGGAAAAGCGUAGAAUUCACUGAAAUGUUUGUGUUCAGAUUAUAUGCUUCUUGCUUAUAAAUUGCCAGGGGUAAACUAUCCGUUGUGUAUUUUAAUUAGACAAAUUGCUGCUUUUCUUGAACUGGUAAUCUAAAUCUUUGUGAUUUAAUAUAUUUGGCAAAAGCUUACCCUAUUGCAUUUUUUUUUUUCUGUCCUACUGAGUUUAACAGAAAGAACAAUGGGCGAUGUAGUGCUUGGUUAAAUGAGUGUUGUCACAAACGCAACUGUCCUGUGCAAUAAUCGUGCUCUAGAAAGAUGUUCAGAUAAUGUGUCAGAUAGUGCAGAAGUACAAAAUGCCCUUCUGAGUGAGUGUAAAUUGAGCGUAUAGAGGAAAACUCUGAAAGCGAUAUUUGACUAUAAACGUUUUUCAACUCUGAAAUAAAUUGUAAAAUUCUGGAUUUUCCUUUAUUUUAAUAAACAAUUAUAUGAACAAACAA
Messenger RNA from Chroicocephalus ridibundus (black-headed gull), 1673 nucleotides. RefSeq names its product ubiquitin fold modifier 1 (gene UFM1). The transcript is spliced from 6 exons. Gene Ontology annotation, biological process: protein K69-linked ufmylation. The record is from RefSeq and is a predicted model, not a curated record. NCBI's taxonomy places the organism in Eukaryota, Metazoa, Chordata, Aves, Charadriiformes, Laridae. The coding region runs from base 108 to 365 and encodes 85 amino acids. Gene Ontology annotation, cellular component: cytoplasm; nucleus.